AUGCUAGAACUAGAUGACACACACAGGGUGACAAAAAAACUUCCUAUUUCCAUAGACUCUGCCAAGAUUAAAGGCUCUAGAAGUAAAAUCACAAGUCUAAAAAAUGGGGACAAUUUCAUCACUGAACCUGCUGAACUGGCUGCUCUUGUAGUGAAUUAUUAUUCUAAAAUUUUUGGUUUUGUAGGUGUGGUUCAAGACAAUGAUUUUCCAUAUAUUAUAAAUACUUUGGUUAAUGACUCUAUGAAUGAUAUUCUCACCAGUAUUCCCUCCAAGGAAGAAAUCACUGCAACUUUUUGUGGGCUUAGGAAAGAGAGUGCCCCUGGGCCAGAUGAAUUUGGUGGUGUCUCUUAUCAAACCUAUUGGAAUGUUAUUCAAGAUGAUGUUUGCAAUGCCACAUGGAAAUUCUUCAAGACUGGUUGGAUGCUUCCUAAUUUUAAUGUUAAUAUCAUUGUCCUAAUCCCCAAGACAAGUGAUGUUGACUCCAUGGAUCAUUACAUACCCAUAGCUAUAGCCAAUUUCAAGUUCAAGCUGAUUUCUAAAAUUAUUGCAGAUAGACUUGCCAAAAUCAUGCAUUUCUUAGCGUUUAAGGAACAUAAAGGUUUCAUCCAAGGCAGGAAUAUAAAUGAUUGUUUAUGCCUUGCAUCUGAGGUAGCUAAUCUUCUGGACAAGAAGACUCAUGGUGGUAAUGUAGCCCUCAAGAUCGACAUCACAAAGGCCUUUCACACUAUUAAUUGA
This is a messenger RNA of Lathyrus oleraceus (garden pea), 735 nucleotides long. RefSeq lists its product as uncharacterized. Bases 1 to 735 code for a protein of 244 amino acids. Lineage: Eukaryota; Viridiplantae; Streptophyta; Magnoliopsida; Fabales; Fabaceae. The record is from RefSeq and is a predicted model, not a curated record. The transcript has a single exon.